CUUUUGAGCCAUCACCAGUAUCAAGAGCUGAUACUGGAGAUCUGUGGAGGUGCUACUGCACCCUACGUGACGGGAGAUGUCUCCCGUGUUCAUUAAUCAAUCGAUCCGUCAGUCUAAACUCCACAAACAUCACGUACCGCUCCUGUGCCAGGUAAGUCCACAACGGGCUCACCAUAGCCCGUGCUACUUGGAGCUUGUUCCGAGUAGCUGAAUCUAUAACAUCAUCAUCAUCUAAACUCCAAGAGUUGUUCAGUAGAGUCGCUUGCGAGAUACCACACAUCUUCAACAUUCACCAACAACAAUGUAACACUCGACGUGUAAAGUUCCUAUCGUCGUAAGACGCUUCAGCCUUGACACAGAGCAGCCACCCAGAUUCUGGCCGGAUCGAGCUUCUACACUCUCGUCCCGCACUCUAGUUCUUCCACCGGCAUCAGUGGAGCGCGACGCUCAACACACUCACCCCGCAUCCAGGCUCUCUACCCCCGGCCUCACUCAGCUCUCUGCCCUGCUUCACGCUUCGUCUCAACUAUAGCAACACUUCACUACAUUGCCAACAAACCGACUGCUGUAACCAAGGCUAUACUAAAUAUAAGAAACCAUUAAACUCUUUACGUAAUCAUGGGAGACAUCUCCCGUCCACGAGGCUAACCAUACCCCGUGCUUCUUGCCCCGCUCCUGUGCCAGAUGGCGGAGACGAGUUUGAACACUGUUGGUCCCGAUCUGCUGUCAUUGAUGCUGGAGCAGAAAGUGGAGCCUGGGGGAUGGAACGUGACCCAGGUGGCCAAUGCCACCCUCACCGGGCGGGAGCCCUGGAAAGACACACUUGACUUUGUUGCCACCAUCACCCUCACUUGCAAUUCCCUUAUCCUUAUGCUCGGCAUGGGGUCUGCUAUUAACUGGAUUGAGAUAUGGUCCCACGUGCGUCGACCAGUGGGAGCAGCGAUCGGGAUGUUGGGUCAGUUCGCGGUGCUGCCGUUAACGGGGUUCGUACUCUCCCUACUCUUCAAGUUGAGACCUUACGAAGCCCUGGGCGUCCUCAUGAUCUCCUGCAGCCCCGGAGGAUCACUCUCCAACCUCUUAACUUAUUGGGCGGACGGAGACUUGGCACUCAGCAUCAUGAUGACGGCUUGCUCCUCCAUCAUGGCCUUCGGUGGGAUGCCCUUCAACCUCUGGCUAUAUUCGCAGCCGUGGCUGGAUGAUGGCAACGAGAAAAUCCAUGUCCCCUUCGGUAGCAUCAUGAUCUCCCUGGCCUUCAUCAUGGGCCCCGUCAUCGUCGGCAUGAUCAUCAGGCACUACCAUGUGAAGGCAGCCACCAUUAUUUCCAAGGUGGCGAGCAUGGUGGGGUGGUUGGGUGGGGCAGUGGCCAUCUUCACCUCCUUCCUCCUCCACUGGGAGGUGGUCGUCAUGGCCACCACCUUAAUCUACGCCGCCGCCUUCAUCCUCCCCAUUACUGGCUUCGCACUCGCCUAUACACUUGCCAAGUUCACCUGUCGGAGUAAUAAAGUGGCCCGCACCAUCGCUAUAGAGACUGGUAGUCAAAACAUACCAGUUGCCCUCAGCGUCAUCGCCCUCUCCUUUCCCCAGCCCCUGGUGAAAGGACAGAUUCUCAUCUUCCCUACAUUGUACGGCAUCAUCCUCCUGUUAGAGUCGUUCUUAGGCAUAACAGCCUACCAGGUGUACAAGAGGAGGUGCUCCAGCCCGAGCGACGACACCAGCACGGCAAACGUCGAGGAAGGCACCAAAGGAGUGAAGGAAACCUCUGAACACGUCUUGGAUACACAUGCAUAAUGAAAUCAUAUUAACGUAAUGUAUCAAUGAGAAAAUCAGUAGUAGCCCCUGAAAAGGAUUCGAACCCACUCAUUUGGUACUCUCAAGCUAACGCCCUAGACCACUACACCACAACAUUGCCACAAAGCAAUGUAACCCGGGAUACUAGUGAAUCCUCUAGGGGUCCUGAGGAUUCCAACUUGAGUCCAAUCAGGAGUUUCACGCAUUGCCCUCAUACUCUCUGGCUUUAUGGUUUAGUAGUUCUACACCCAACGCUUCUCGUCAAAUGUACAAUUAAAUGACAAAUAUGAAAUAACCGCUGAGAUUGACACCACUGACAUAUAGGUUAUAAAAUAAUCAUUGGGAUAUAGGUUAUAAAAAACCACUGAUGUAGGUUAUAAAAUAACCACUGAGAUAUAGGUUAUAAAAUAACCACCGAGAUAUAGGUUAUAAAAUAACCACUGAGAUAUAGGUUAUAAAAUAACCACUGAGAUAUAGGUUAUAAAAUAACCACUGAGAUAUAGGUUAUAAAAUAACCACUGAGAUAUAGGUUAUAAAAUAACCACUGAGAUAUAGGUUAUAAAAUAACCACUGAGAUAUAGGUUAUAAAAUAACCACUGAGAUAUAGGUUAUAAAAUAACCACUGAGAUCUGAGAAAUCACCUCAGAUAUUUCUUUACUGACUGUGGGUUACCUGUUGAAUAACCAGGUACUAAGUAAACCCUUUCUCCUUGGUCUUCUCUAACAAAGAACCCUCUCAACCUUAUCUAGAAACCAAAGUGUACUAUAGCUCUGCCUUUUCAUUCAAAAGGUUUAUAAUUUUACAA
Procambarus clarkii (red swamp crayfish) is the source of this 2593-nucleotide messenger RNA. The record is from RefSeq and is a predicted model, not a curated record. NCBI's taxonomy places the organism in Eukaryota, Metazoa, Arthropoda, Malacostraca, Decapoda, Cambaridae.